Molecule: messenger RNA, 6989 nt
Organism: Rhipicephalus sanguineus (brown dog tick)
Lineage: Eukaryota; Metazoa; Arthropoda; Arachnida; Ixodida; Ixodidae
Gene: Dg
Product: dystroglycan 1
Exons: 4
Coding region: 164-3262 (1032 amino acids)
Biological process (GO): axon guidance; muscle attachment; nerve development
Cellular component (GO): sarcolemma; dystrophin-associated glycoprotein complex; dystroglycan complex
Molecular function (GO): laminin binding; calcium ion binding
Source: RefSeq, a predicted model, not a curated record
UCGAUGAGAACUCCACGCAGGGAGGACGAGGACGUCUUCCGGCCCUCCCCCGCCGUCUUCUCGGCGGCUCGCUUGUGUGCAUCUCUGUGAACUGUGUCGCUCGCUCGAACUUCAUGGCGGAUCGAACGGCGUUGGAUUGAGGCAGCAGCUGCGGUGGUGAGGAAUGGCAGCAGGGUCGCUGCUGCGGCUAGCCGUGGCUGCGGCUUUGGCCACGGCCCUUGCAGCAGCCAGUGGGGAGGUACGGCGGCAAUGGGGUGUACCAGAUACGAGCGUCGUUGUGGGUCGUCUCUUCAAUUUCUCAAUUCCGGCAGACGCUUUCCAGGGACAUGUCUCCAAGCUUGAGGUGGUGGAGGCAGGCGAGCAUCAGCUGCCGUCUUGGCUGUCACUGGUGCAAGAGGAAGACGGCGGUGCGCCACCACGUCUGGUGGGCGUGCCCCUGCAAGCGGAUGUGGGUCCCCACUACUUGGCUGUCAAAGCCAUUGGAGGCACCCACGGUGAAUCACAAGCCCAGGACGUCUUCUCGGUGGAAGUUCUCGAUGAAGAACGAGUCGCGACACGAGGUCCCUGCGGGUCAGGCGACCCCGUGGCUGUGGCCGUGCUCACAGUCGAUGCCGAUGCCAACCGUGCAUCUCCACAGGCGCGAGCUAGGCUGCUGUCUGGUUUGGCCAAAUUUCUCGGCUUUUCUACCAAUGAAGUAACCCUCUCCCCAAUGGCUCCAGGCGAGCCGGCUUACGAUGAGGCAGCUCUUCUGGCUGGAGCUGGUGACAGCCGACAACGCCACACACAGGGUCUUCGACUACGGUGGCGCGUGGGUUGCAGUAGUGACGUCGAAGCAGCUCACGCAGCUGCCUUGGCCCGACUGGAGACUGCAGCGAGAGACGGUACUUUGGCGAGACUCCUCGAACACCCCGUCGUCGGCUGGCACGUAUCAAGUGUGCAGGCACGACAAACGCGAGCCCAUGCCAACCAUGUUGCUGGCACUCCGCUUCUUCCUGCUGUGCUUCCUACCAUGAUCAGCAGCAGCAGCAUGGAAGUGAGUGAGCAACCCAUUGCAACACCUGAAACACGCAUCGUGCCCACAAUGGCAUCGCCCAUGAUGGGCGGACCUUCUUCCCACGCCCACCGUCAUCACCAUGGUGACCAUGCUAGGCAUGGGGUCGUUGCCCCAUCGCCCACGCUUUCCAUGGUGACCCUGCCCACAGCACUUCCAUCGGGACACACACCACCACUGCCGCCAAUGCGGCCAACACGCACUGUGACUGGCUGGGAGGCGAGUGGUAUUCUGGAGGCAACCCCAACUUUUGGUCCUGGCAUUGUGGAACCCACGAGUCGGCUACCCGAGCCAUCGCUAAGCCCACCAAUUCAGCCAACUGUGACCAGAAAGCCCGGUAACUCACGGCCCAUGCUGAACAAGCGUCUCCAGAAGCUGGUUGUUACAGCUGGCAAGGUGUGGAGCUACCAGAUCCCAGAAGAUGCCUUCCAUGACGCGGAGGAUGGUGACACACGCAAUUUGAAGCUCAUGUUUGUCACCUCAGCAGGUACAGCCAUCGAACCCCGUUCGUGGAUCCAGUUUGACCCCGAGAAACAGACGCUAUCAGCUUUGCCACUGGACGACAACAUCGGCAAGUACACCUUCAUCUUGGAAGCCAUGGAUGCUGAAGGAGACACUGUGCAGGACAUGGUUGAGAUCAAUGUAUGGCAGCAUACCGGUGCACGAGCAGUCCACCAUAAGUUCAAUGCCACUCUUAAACCCAAACGCUGGGAGUACGUCAACAGUCUGGACUGGCAGAUUGCUGCCGUGCGCCGGCUCGCGAAGUUCUUUGGCGAUCCUGAUGAAUCCCAGAUUACCGUGCUGGCAGCAACUAGCGAUCCUUUCACACUUGCAUGGACCAAUGAUUCGUUGCCCAAGCACCCUUGCCCUCGUGAACAACUGGAAGCACUGCACGAUCGGAUGGUUGACAAGACUGGAGGGCCAUCGCCAGCUUUCAAGAAGGCUCUAGGGAAUCUCAAACUCCAGUCUGUUCACGUGGAAUACUCUGGUGUCUGCCAGCCACCAGCGUCUUCUGCGCCUCCUCUUGAAAACCAAGCACCCACUAGACGCAACCCCAUUGGCCAGAUCAAUGCCACUGUGGGAGAGAUCUUGCGUUUCAUCAUUCCUGAUGACACCUUUUAUGACUAUGAGGAUGGUUCCACUCGGUAUUUGGCAUUGAGCUUCCUUUCUGCUGAUGGGCUGCAACUGCCGCAGUCCUCUUGGAUACAGUUCAACCCACGGACACAGGAGCUGUAUGGCCUGCCCUUGGACGUUGACAUUCCGAGGCACGAGUUCCAAAUGGUUGCCCAAGACAACGCUGGUGCGACAGUCACAGAUGUCUUUGUUGUUCUAGUGCAGCCUCGUGCACAAAUGAAGUGGGCCGUUGAGUUCAGCCUGCACUUAAAAGAGGACUUCGAAGCAUUCAGCCGCAACAUCAGCCGCAAGGUCUUAGUGGCCUGGAAGCUGGCACAGUUGUAUGGUGACCCUGACCCAAGGUUCAUUACAGUCAACACCAUCAGCCAAGGCUCAGUCGUGUAUGCCUGGACCAAUAACACACUUCGUUAUGAACCAUGUCCAACAGAAACCAUCCUUCAGCUCAUGCGACGUCUGGUACAUGACAACCAGACACUGACACAGCGGCUGAUAGACGAAAUGCGCCCGGAGUUCCAUGUGCUUAAGGCAGACACGAUGCCUCUGGGUCUGUGCAUGGACAAAGGCCUUCCACCCACUGUCAGUGUGGGAGCGGGAACAGCAGCUGCACCCACUGCACCGCCUCCUGGAGAGACGAUUCCACCAGCCGACGAUGAUGAUGUGUACAUAACUACCAUCAUUCCGGCAGCCGUGAUUGCAGCAAUGCUUCUGUUGGCUGCACUCAUUGCCUGCCUUCUGUACCGUAAAAAGCGCAAAGGGAAGCUCAGCAUGCAAGACAGCAGUACGUUCAUCAAUAAGGGCAUACCCAUCAUAUUUGCUGACGAACUGGAAGACAAGCCGGAUCCAGCCAAGCCGCCGGUUAUAAUGAAAGAAGAGCGACCUCCCCUACCACCUCCCGAGUACCCACGUGGGGCCACACCCCAGACGGGACGCCGUGCCAUCACCCCUCGCGGAGUUGACAUCGCAGACAGUGCUGCACCUUACCAGCACCCAACGCCACCAUUUGCAUCGGGACGCGCUGACCGAAGGCCCAAGGCUGCACCAACCUACAGGCAGCCGCCGCCUUAUGUCCCGCCUUAGUACUAGACUAUCUCUCUCUCAAAGCGUGACCGAGCCUGUACUCCUGUCCAGCUUAGGUCGGACUGAGGCAGAAGCGUGAGAUGUGACCACCAGUUCGGUUUGUGAGCUUUCCACACGUGAAGACAAGUGAAGCCAAGCAGAUAAAAUAUGUUAUUUGCUUGUCUUUGUUGCUAUUGAGUGAAAGAUUGCAAGGGUGGCAUAGACUGUAGGCAGACAUAUGUAAACGUUUUCAGUCUCGAAUGAAAGCUGUGCCUGUCAAUGUGAGCAUCGACUUGGUGGUUAGCAGUCUCAGAGCUGAGAUGAGGUGUGAGUGCACUAGCUGGUUGCAAAGGCCCAGCUUAGAUGAGACCAACAUCUUGCACAAGGAGGGCACCAUUUUGCCAUGAAAAAAUUUUCAGACGUGCCAUCAAAAUGAGGAGAAACACAGCUGACAGCUCAGGAAAUUUGGUUGUCCUUGCUGACACUGUAAGGAAUUUGGAUUCAUUACCUCACUCCAUUAAUGGAGUGAGGCACUCGGUGGCGAUACGUAGCUGUUAUAUUGAGUAUAUUCACACCGCUGACAAAACAUGGUGAUCAAAGAGAAUGGCACCUUGCAUGUGUCCCUAACUGUGAAGUCUUAGUUUUUCUCUCUUCGAGCUGACAUGCUCAAAGAAAUUGACGCUACACCACCAAUACAGUCAAGCGCUGAAACUUCGGGAGCACAGGCAGCUUAUCGAGGUAGACAUCCCACGAGUUUCAGUGCGAGCAGUUCGUCGUGGUGGUUUCCUCAACAGCUGCCACAGUCCAAGCUGAGCUGAAACAGGAGCAUGGCUUGUUGUGCAGAUGUGUCUACCACACUUUACAGGAAAUUGGAAGAGUGAGGAGAUAGAAACAAAAUUACACUUGCCCGGUUCUGUCCCCUAAGACUCUAGCCUCGUCGUCCCAUUCUCCCGUGUGGUGUUUCUUCCCCACAUUUUCGUUCCACCCUGCAAGAUGUGUUGUUCGUACCCAUGUCCAUCAACCGGGUCAUCGCAGAGUGUGUCUCGCAAAGCCUUCAAGUGCAUUCUCCUGUUGCCGUUCUCCUCCCUCUGUGUCUCUUCUAUGAAAGCAAUGGUGACUUCUUCAGAAAAAAAAAUGACUUGCCACCUGAUCAAGGACACGCAGCAGGUGUUCAGUCUGUAUUUUCUCUCUUCUGUGUGCAUCGUGUGUCAGCAAAAUGACAGCUCUGAACAUUGAAGUACUUGCAGUCAUUGACGUGCUUUCCAGUGCUAAGACUUUUGAUUUCAUUUGUUCUUUGAGAGUGAUGUAGGCAUUCGUCACAUGUGUCGCAUUCUUGUGUAAGCCCUUCUGAAAAGGCACGCUGUGGAGAUGAAAGCCAACACAUCGCUAUUCUAGGAGAGGGAAUGAUCAAAAGAUUUCUUUUGUCCAACUUAAACACUGUGCACUUGGCAGCAGAUAUAUAAUAUACCCUUUUCCUAAUGUGCAAGUAAGCUUCUCAGCAUUGGUCAUUUGCCCAACAAAUCGUGACAUUACAAAUAAGAGAACUAAAUGUUGGGCUGUUUGGCCUUUUUUUGACCCGCAGUGGUAGCUCAGCAGGUGAGGUGUCGCGGUGCUAAACUCGAGGGUGCGGGCUCGAUUGCCAGCCACGGUGGUGGCAUUUCGAUCGAGGCGAAAUGCAGAACACCUGUGUACUUAGAUUUAGUUGCACGUUAAACAACACCAGGUUGUUGAAAUUAAUCCGGAGUCCCUCACUGAAGUGUGCUUCAUAAUCAUAUCAUGGCUUUGGCAUGUAAAACACCAUCAAGUAUGAUAUUAUUGGUCUUUAUUCAACUGCGCUGGUGAAGUUAGAAGAUGGAUGGUGGCAUUGUUCAGGGUUCAAAUAAACAAAGAAGUGCAAGCCGUAACUGGUAGGACUUGUGUCGCAAAUUUUUCCAUCGUGGUUCUGCUGUCAAGAUUUGUUUAUUAUUAUUAUUUUUUCAUAAUGUGAGCAAACUGCAUGAUUAUGCCACAAUUAGUUCGGCAGAGUGCCAUUGAGAAGUCUUGCUUUACUGUUAUGAAAAGGGCCCAUGUGUCCGGUUUUGCUCACCCUUUUGCGGCACUUGCACGGGAUGACAUGGCAGCCUCUUGAAUCUUUGCACAAGUUUUCAUUGUGCUUCAUGCAUUGUGUGGACCAGGUGCUGAUGCAUCAGGGAGUCUAGUUGUGUUCAUCAUUAAUAUAUAUAUUAUAUAUUAUGUAUACAUAUAUCUUUGUCCUCAAUUUGUACAUGGGCAGGGCCCUUCAUGCUUUUGUGUCUUAUGUACUUGUGUGGUGCAACGUAAGCCUACACAUUAACCAGCUUUUUACGAGCGCCUGGAAGCACUUUUUUUGCUCACUAACAAAUGUCUAGCCAGUAUGGAACCGCCGUUACAUCAUCACAUUCGCCACUGUAGUAUAUCGCAUUCGGUGACUCUUGAAAAAUGUGUACUGUUCAAACUGUUGUGUCACAUGCCAGGCAAGGUGGGUCAUGGAUUGGGUCUCACAAGGGGCGUUGCUCGUCAUUGCUGCCACAUACACUUGCAGGGAACCUUCAGCAUUUGCUGAUGUAUGGCAUUUUAUGAGACCCCUUUGGUGGCAUUUACACUGUCAAGUGGCGGUGACACAGCACUCUGUUAAUGACUUAAUGCCUUAGCACAGAGUAUCCUAAUCCCAGUGAUGAAUAGCCAUGACAUUUUUGUAACCUCUCGCCUACAGUGGUGAUAUACAUAUUUUAGUUUUGUGGAAUUGUUGUGCAUGUUGACACCCUACUUUAGGUGUUUUUUUUAUUCAGGAAUGUUAACAGGUGCCACGUGUUAACAGUGGACCUGUCAUCACGGUGCAACAGCUAAGUCAUUCCUACAUUGCAAGAUUCAUUCCGCUUCGCUGUGAAGGAUAAAAAAAGUGGGUUGAAAGUAGCUUGUCCAGUGAAACUUUGUACGUGGCAACAAAACCUCGAUAGCUAAAUUAGUUCAAUGAUAACGGUGUCCUUUUCCGAAUGGGGUGAUGCUUUUAGCCUAUCAAGAGCAGUCUGCAAAGGGCUUGCACAUGCAGCAGAAUUUAUCAUAAGCCUUUGUUCGCAGGCCCUUUAUUCUUGGCUGCGCUUGAGCUUUGUGUUGCAUAGAACUGCAGUAGAUGCGCUGAAGGCUAGGCAAUAUUCAAGGUUGGUAUUUUCACUUUUGUAAUACGUGGCAUCUUGCUCAAGUAGCAGGCAUUCUGACUACUUGUUUGGUUGAUCAGCAGAAUGCUAAAGGUGAUGUCCUUAGUAAAUGUAUUCAGUCAAGAAUACAACCCAAGUGCUGUUCAUUACCACCUUGUAGCAGAGGGACAUUGUUGCUUCUGUGCAUUUUGCUGUUUCUUAAUUGUGUGUGUCGUGGAGUCUCUAGACAGUGCUUUUUUUAUGUGGUUCAGUUGCUUGUGCAUUGGGUUUAGGUUGUGUUCUCCGGUGGGCAGGAUGUUUUAUUUACGUAUGUGUGGAUAGAUGAAGUGAACGGGAAUGCAUGGGAAUGCCUGCUAUCAGAAAGCCUGGCAGUACAGAAUUGCCAAAGAUCAAGCACUGCCUCCUGAUGUGCACUGAAUUAUUUGUUUCUGCAUUGUUGUGCAACAUGUGGCUGCCCGUGCUUUGGCAGGCUGGCAGCGGGAGCUGUGCAUUGGUAUGGGCGGCUUACAAUCAUCCUAAGUCAGUAUAAUGUAACUCAUAGAGUUUCACGUCAAUAAAUGUGUUGACUUUUGAAA